This is a messenger RNA of Suhomyces tanzawaensis NRRL Y-17324, 1461 nucleotides long. RefSeq lists its product as uncharacterized. The record is from RefSeq and is a predicted model, not a curated record. Gene Ontology annotation, biological process: canonical NF-kappaB signal transduction. The transcript is spliced from 2 exons. The annotation marks the transcript as partial. Lineage: Eukaryota; Fungi; Ascomycota; Pichiomycetes; Serinales; Debaryomycetaceae.
UGGUACAGACAUACCACCUAUCGUGACGACGACGACGACGACGACGACGCCAAGUUGGUGCAGCCACCUCUCGAUAUGGACUUGGCUGGAGCGUCCACGCCGUUGGCCAAUCGGUCCAAAAUGAGUGGUGUUUCUUCGUCUCAGUCACCCAACAUUUCGAUCUCGUUCAUGUCUCCCAUCAGCAAGCUCGACAACCUCCACUUGGAAUCAGAAGACCACGAUGGCGAGUUCAGUCUAGGUGACAAGACCAUCACCAACGACACAGAUAGCGAAAAUGAUGGUGAAAACGACAGAGACAGCGACAACGACAGUGAACUCCAGUUCAAGGAUGAGUCACACGAUGACAACGACCACAGAGACGGCAUGGCGUCGUCGCCACCGGUCUACAUCAACUACCGCAAGCGCCAGCACAUAGAGUCGCCCGUGGUGGCAAUUCUCACCCCUAAAACCCCGUCAGUGAAUAAUGACCCCGAUGCCCAUAUGUCGAUCUGCAACACCAGCUCGGCGUCCAGCCUCCACAAAUUGAGCUUUUCCAAUAGCGACUCCACUCCGUGUCCCGUGCAGCCCAAACGCAAGAAGUUGAAGUUCAAAAAUACCCACGACACCACUCCCUCCACCCGCAACCCGUCCAAGAAGUUGCUCAACUUGUCGCAUUCCAUGAAAACCGACGUCAACUCCAUCAUUAGCCAAUUGCAUGCCCACCAGCCUGAGGACGAGGACGAAGACCUCGGCUCCUCGUCGCCUCCAGCCUCGGGUGGCCUUUCUGGCACCCAGCUCCAGUCCACACCUAUUUCCCAGAGCACACCUGCGAACCUGCGAAGCUCGACUCCUCCUGGAAUGGCUACCCAGGAGUAUGGCGAACCAGUCAAUGGCUACAAGUUUGUGAAGCCCGUAGGCAAGCCUCAUCCCCAGUACACCUACCAGACGCCUGUGAGCAGCCACCCAUCCACAGAUCUCAGACAAGCAUACACCAGAAACGACUACACCCCCAUUAGCAAUAAAUACGAGAUAGUGGGCGAGUUUCCCGUGACUUCUGCUGGACUCAUGGAUGAGAGCAAUGGCGACAUCCACAUCGGCGACAAGCGGAUCAAUGACCCUUACUUGAAGUCCAACUCUUCCUUUGCAUCCACACCCACCUCCAUUCCAUCCGAAUUCAGAGACCAGUACAUGGCAUCGACCAGGCUCCCAAUCGAGCCAGAAUUUUACGAUGUCCAAGAAAGCCUUACUGUGGUUCAGUUACUCGAAUUGGUGAGUGACAAAACCAAGUUGGGCCAGUUUUACACCCACAUUCAAUUGGCUCAAGAGCCGGUGCUCGAGCUCUUGAAGGCAGAAAGAAUUCGAUGGCAUCCUGAUAAGUGGACUUCCAGGCUCCGCGACUCGUCGAUGCCACUACACUUCAAUACCCAGGUCUUGGAUCGGUUGUCACAGGUGUUGAACGAGUUGAUUGAGGAUUAUAGAUAG